This is a messenger RNA of Aspergillus niger, 1572 nucleotides long. RefSeq lists its product as uncharacterized. Bases 1 to 1572 code for a protein of 523 amino acids. Gene Ontology annotation, biological process: transmembrane transport; basic amino acid transport. Lineage: Eukaryota; Fungi; Ascomycota; Eurotiomycetes; Eurotiales; Aspergillaceae. The transcript has a single exon. Gene Ontology annotation, cellular component: fungal-type vacuole membrane. Gene Ontology annotation, molecular function: basic amino acid transmembrane transporter activity. The record is from RefSeq and is a predicted model, not a curated record.
AUGAGAUUCUGGCUUAUCUUCUCUGGUAUCUUGAUGGGAUACGUGAUCGGAUUUUUUGACUCCACGUUGAUGGCUUCGAGUCACCCUGUUAUAACCUCCUACUUCCACGCCUCGAACUCCGCAUCUUGGCUGUCGACGGCAUUCCUAUUGACGUCUACCGCUUUCCUCCCGCUGUUCGGACGCAUUUCUGACACAUUUGGAAGGAAGCCAGUGUAUCUUUUCGCCAUUGCCAUCUUUUUCGUCACUACGGCAUGGUGUGCAGCCGCCCAGAGUAUGUUCAGCUUCAUCGCUGCUCGAGCAUUUUGCGGACUCGGAGCCGGUGGCGUAUUCUCCAUGGGUAUGAUUCUCUCCAGUGAUUUAGUACGCCUCGAAUACCGAGGCGUCUACCAGUCCUACAUCAAUCUCUGUCUGGGUAUUGGUGGCUGCCUUGGUUUGGCGUUUGGCGGGUUCCUGUGCGACCAAGUGGGGUGGAGAGGUGCGUUCCUCGUGCAAUUGCCCUUCAUCUUUGUUUACUUCAUCGUGGCAGCUUGGACAACCCCUGCCGACUUGGGCCUGAAGAGGGCGAAAACAGAGAGGAAGAGUUUGACGCAGCUCCUCAAGAGCAUUGAUCUUGUGGGCUCACUCAUACUUGUCGUCGGUGUGACUUCACUGAUUAUGGGACUAAACCUGGGUGGUAAUGUGUUGAGCUGGUCUCACCCCAUUGUUAUCACGUCCUUGAUCUCAUCUCUCAUCUUAGCUGUUGUUUUUGUUCGCUAUGAGCGGACCGUGGAGCGGGGAGUGAUGCCAAUCUCGUUAUUGGUACAGGAGCCUCGCGCCAGCCUCAUCUUUGGAAACUUCUUCGGCGCCAUCUCCGUUAACACCAUGGUCUUCAAUGCGCCUCUGUAUUUUCAGGCAGUCAAACUAGCUACCCCGACUGACUCAGGUCUCAGGCUAAUUGGCUCAACUCUUGCGGUGACAAUUUCCAGUGUCUCAACAGGCUUCAUCAUCACUUGGACUAAACGGCUUAAGCCAACCAUCAUCUUUGGUGACAUCUUUCUACUGCUGGGUGGUUGCGCUGCCGCUUCCAUGAGCGUUGGUACGCCUGAUUGGCUUGCGAUGGUUUGCGUUUCGCUCUCCAGUCUCGGACAAGGAUGCUCUUUCCCCUCGCUAAUGGUGUCGGUUCUUGCCACUACUGAUCAAGAGGACCAGGCUGUGGCCACGACGACCUUGGGUUUGUGGAGAAACCUCGGAUCGGUGAUGGGUGUCGCAACGAGCAGUUGGAUUUUCCAGAACACCCUCGUGUAUCAACUUGAAGAGAUGGUCACCGGACCCAACAAGGAGGGUGUUAUCCUCCUUGUUCGCAAAUCCGUCCAAGCAAUCGCGAAACUUGAUUCAAUGCAUCAGCAACAAGGUAAGUCUCGAUUAUAUGUACCCGUGGAAGUUAAUGACACUAAAUCCUUGACUAGUAAUCGGAGCGUAUGCUGCUGCCCUUCGCGCUACUUUCUUCUCUGCUGCCAUCUGGGGUGCUCUUAUGCUCCUUCUGCACCUUCGAGUCCGAGUCCCCAAAUUGGGAACCAAAGCAUGAGAACAUGA